This is a messenger RNA of Peromyscus leucopus (white-footed mouse), 954 nucleotides long. Its product is annotated as vomeronasal type-1 receptor 4-like. The transcript has a single exon. Gene Ontology annotation, cellular component: membrane. The record is from RefSeq and is a predicted model, not a curated record. The coding region runs from base 10 to 954 and encodes 314 amino acids. Gene Ontology annotation, biological process: G protein-coupled receptor signaling pathway. Gene Ontology annotation, molecular function: pheromone receptor activity. Lineage: Eukaryota; Metazoa; Chordata; Mammalia; Rodentia; Cricetidae.
AAUCACAGAAUGGACUUCUGGAUUCUGGUAAUCAGAAUUAUUUUCUUAUCACAAACUACAAUUGGAAUUCUGGGAAAUGUUUCUCUUAUGUUCUACUAUCUAGUCCUUUACUAUAGAGAAUGCACAUUAAAGCCCACAGAUUUGAUUCUCCUACACCUAAUGACAGCCAAUUCUAUGACCAUAAUCUCUUUAGGAGUGCCCAACACAAUGGCAGCUUUUGGGUUGAUGCAGUUCUUCAAUGAUUUGGAGUGCAGGAUCCUAAUAUACAUUCAAACAGUUGGCCGGAGUGUGUCCAUUGGCACCACCUGUCUCUUAAGUGUCUUCCAGGCCAUGACUGUCAGACCCAGGGAAUUAUGUUGUAAAGAUUAUAAAGUCAAAGCUGAAAAUUUUAUUGGCUGUUCCAUUUCCCUCCUCUGGGGCUUCUACAUGUUAAUACAUUUCGUUUUAUUUGUGUAUCCAUUUAUCAAACUUAAUAGCAAAAAUAUGACAGGAAAAAGGGAUUUUGGAUACUGCUCUACUACAGGGAGUGAUGAGAUCAGUGACUCAUUCUAUGCAGCAAUGGUGGUGUGUCCUGAAGUUUUCUUUUCUGUGCUGAUUACCUGGUCCAGCAGCUCCAUGAUUGUCAUUCUGUACAGACACAAGAAGAGGGUUCAACACAUCCGCAGCUCUCAUGGUUACAAUAGAACAUCACCUGAGUCCAGAGCCACCCAGAAGAUUCUGGUCUUGGUGUCUACCUUUCUUGCAUUUUAUAGUCUCUCCUUGAUCUUACGAGGCUGCAUUGCUCUUUUGUAUAAUCACAGUUGGUGGCUGGUGAACAUCACUCCCUUCACUUCUCUGUGUUUUCCAUCUUUUGGACCCUUUGUUCUUAUGAAUCCUUGCUCCAUUAUCUACAGGCUUACCUUGAUAUGGAUUAGGAAGAAAAAUAAUUUAAUCUUCUUUAAAGUACAUGAAUAA